UCCUGCUGUAAGAAGUGUUUACAAAUAAUAUCCGUACACGUUUGUUGGGGAAAAUAAGAUACGCUGUUGGCUACUCGAGGUAUCUAAUUUUGAAUAAUUUCAAGAUAAAUUAUUGUAACGAAGCGAUGGAAAGCAGAAAGGAUUUAGUUAGUGUUAAAGAGGAGCCUCGUGACGAUUGGGAAGAUGUAGCCAACGAGAGUGUCGAUCCAGGGGUCUCGGUCAAAACCGAAAACUCUGAUGAAUCAUCGGCAAAUCCCACCAAUGACUGUAUUUCGUCGCAGCAGAAGAAAGAUGAGGAUAUUCUGAUAGAAUGCGAGAGCGUAUUGGUAAAACAUGAACCUAAGCCCUCAUUGACGACCAUCUGCCAAGCCACUGUAAAGGAAGAAAAUCCAGCAAAUGACUCGAGUGGAAAGAAGCCUACAAUUUUCAUUAAAAAAGAAUCCGAUUGCGAUAAUAACCGUCAAUUUACAAUAGGAGAAGAAUCGAGUUUAACAAGACAAAUAGAAACGACGAAUAAGGACGAUGGAUCACAUGAAUUAGAAAUUUGCAAAACCGAAAACUCUGAUGAAUCAUCGUCGAAUGAGUCAUCGGAUGAAAUUUCGAUCGAAUUGGAGACCGAGAAUGUAAAACUUGAACCUAAGCCCUCAUUAACGACCAUUUGCCAAGCCACUGCAAAGGAAGAAAAUCCAGCAAAUGACUCGAAUGGAAAGAAGCUUACAAUUUUAAUUAAAAAAGGAUUUGAUUACGAGAAAAACCGUCAAUUUACCACUGGAGAAGAAUUGAGUUUAACAAGACAAAUAGAAAAAACGAAUAAGGACGAUGGAUCACUUGAAUGUAAAAUUUGUCAUAAAUCGUUUAGAUACCCAAGUCAACUCAAAAUACACGUGAAUCAAGUACAUGAUAAAAACAAACCCUUCCAGUGUGAGAUUUGUAAUAAAUCAUUUGGACAAAAAAGUAAUCUCAAGAAACACGUAAAUUCAGUACAUAAUCAGAGCAAACCCUUUGAGUGUGAGAUUUGUCACAAAUCAUUUGGACAAAAAUGGGAGCUCACCACUCACACGAGUGCAGUACAUUUAAGGAGCAAACCCUUUGAGUGUGAGAUAUGUAAUAAAUCAUUUGCAUACAAGAGUGAUCUCAACAAACAUACAACGACAGUACAUGAUCCUAGCAAACCCUUUGAGUGUGAGAUUUGUCACAAAUCAUUUGGACGAAAAGAUUACCUCACUAUACAUGUAAAUACAGUACAUAAUCGGAGCAAACCUUUUGAGUGUGAGAUUUGUCAUAAAUCAUUUGGAUACAAAAAUCAUCUUAAAGUUCAUCUAAAUGCCGUCCAUGAUCGUAGCAAACCCUUUGAGUGUGAGAUAUGUAAUAAAUCAUUUGGACGAAAAUGGGAGCUCACCACUCACACGAGUACAGUACAUUUGCGGAGCAAACCCUUUGAGUGUGAUAUUUGUCACAAAUCAUUUGGAUACAAAAUCAGCUUCGAAACGCAUAUGAGUGCAGUACAUAUGAGUAGCAAACCUUUCGAGUGUGAUAUUUGUCACGAAUCAUUUGGAUACCAGAGUGUACUCAAAUCUCACGUAAGAUCAACUCAUGAACGGAGAAAAUUUGAAUGUAAGACUUGUCACAGGUUAUUUAGCGGCAAGAAGUGUCUCGAAAAUCACAUUAAUGCAGUACAUAUGGAAAGCAAAUCUUAGAAAUAUGAAAUUUAUUUAAAAUUUAUGA
Trichogramma pretiosum is the source of this 1725-nucleotide messenger RNA. Its product is annotated as zinc finger protein OZF-like. The record is from RefSeq and is a predicted model, not a curated record. The coding region runs from base 126 to 1697 and encodes 523 amino acids. The transcript has 4 exons. Lineage: Eukaryota; Metazoa; Arthropoda; Insecta; Hymenoptera; Trichogrammatidae.